Molecule: messenger RNA, 2946 nt
Organism: Rasamsonia emersonii CBS 393.64
Lineage: Eukaryota; Fungi; Ascomycota; Eurotiomycetes; Eurotiales; Trichocomaceae
Product: Small nucleolar ribonucleoprotein complex subunit Utp14
Exons: 2
Coding region: 1-2946 (981 amino acids)
Biological process (GO): rRNA processing
Cellular component (GO): nucleolus; small-subunit processome
Source: RefSeq, a predicted model, not a curated record
AUGGCCGGCAGAAAGGUGAAUUUGCGCGGCCCCAAAGACGAAGUUGAACGGAAGCCGAAGCCGAACCCGAAAACCAGAGGGGGCCUGGAUGCACUUGCCAUUGCAGAGGACCAAUUUCCUACGAAACCAAAAAUCCGGCAACAUCGCCUUGGAGAAGUCGAUGAUUUUUCGAAGCGUAAACGUCCGGGACAAGAUGGAGAAGGUCCGAAUACAAAACGGCGGAGAACAGGGAACGAAAACUCGGACGACAGCGAAAAUGUCGGAAGUGACAGCGAAGGUCAUGAGUGGAAGAUAGGAGAGGUCGACAGUGAAGAUGACAGUGAAUUGGAUAGUGAUGAGGCCAUGGGUUCAAGCGACGAAGAGCGUUUCGAGGGAUUUACCUUUCGCGGGAGCUCCUCGGGGAAAAAAUCGAAAGCCAAGAACGCUUCGGCCUCUACAAAACGAAGCAAGGAGAUAGAUUUGUCGGAAGAUGUUGACGAGGGAGAAUCUUCCCAGUACGACUCUGAAGAUGAUCUGGGAUCGGACGCGGUAGACCUCGCGACCGCUUGGGACAUGAAUGCUGAAGAGGACGAGGUUCCCGAUAAAUCUUCAAAAUCAAACAAGGAUAGCACCAAAAACAAGUCAAAUGCUAGUGACUCUGAGACAGAUGAGAGUGGCGAUGAUGAUGACGAGGACGACGACGACGACGACGACGACGACGACGAUGAUGAUGAUGAUGAUAAUGCUAGUGAGGAUACAGAUUUAUCUAUUUCCGAGGAUGACGGAGACCCCGAGACUCAAAGUGGGCUUUCAAAGCUUCAAGACUUUGUCAAUUCUAUGGAAACUACUACAGCCAGCAAAACGUCUCAAAAAGCCAAUCGAGGACCGGAGAGCGGGGUGCCUACAGAAUAUGGCUUAACUUCCUCACGGAAACUCACUGUCGCAGAUCUUCUACCCUCAGUAACCGAUUCUCGCUUGAAAAGCUCUCUGAAACAUCUAGAUUCAGCUACUCGAAAAACCAAAUCUUCCGGUGCGACUGGAAAACUAGCUGCGCCUCUUCCAAAAAGACAACAGGAUCGGCUCGAUCGAGCGGCCGCUUACGAGAAAAGCAAGGAGACAUUGGAUCGAUGGAUUGAGACUGUCAAGGCAAAUCGACGGGCUGACCACCUUUCCUUUCCUCUUCCUGAUCCCGAGGUGCAGCAACUGCCUAGGAUAGGACCAGUCAAGCCACAGACGGAUCUUGAAAGCACAAUACAAUCUAUCUUGGUGGAAAGUGGCCUUGCGGAAUCAAAUGAGAAGUCCGGAGAAGAGAAGAUCCAGGAGGCUGAAGAGCUGGAAACGAGAAAAAUGUCUCUUGAAGAAGUGCGAGCCCGUACUGCCGAGCUCCGCAAGCGUCGGGAGCUAUUAUUCAGAGAGGAAGUCCGUGCGAAAAGGAUCAAAAAGAUCAAGAGCAAGUCCUAUCGCCGAAUCCAUCGAAAAGAGCGUGAAAAGAUGGCACAAUUGGAAAGGCAAGCGCUUAUUGAAGCCGGUAUUGAUAUCGAUGCAGAAGAAAGAGAGCGGGCCGAUCGAGCAAGAGCCGAAGCUAGGAUGCGCUCCAAACACAAGGAGAGUAAAUGGGCGAAGAGCAUCAAGCAAACAGGUCGCGCUGCCUGGGAUGAGGAUGCCCGGCUUGGCAUGGCAGAGCUGGCACGAAGGGAAGAGGAAUUGCGGAGAAGAAUUGAAGGAAAGAGCGUUAACAACGCGGAUGAGGAUUUCCUUGGUUCAUCGAGCUCAGAGUCGGAGGAUGAGCAGGACCCAUGGGCCGAAGAUAACCCAGAGGCUGAGACUCGAAAGCUCCGUCAAGAGCUCGACGCCCUCGAAAGGGAAGAUGAUGCGACAAACAUAACUGGGCCACACUCGAAGCUCAUGUCGAUGAAGUUCAUGCAAAAUGCCGAAGCUGCCCGGAAAUUGCAGAAUGACGAGGAAAUCAAGAAGCUCCGGCGAGAAUUAGACGGCGAUCAUUCCGAACGUGAAGAAGAAGUCGAAGGCGGUCGCAAGAAAUUCGGCGCCUCGAAAGCAGAGAGUUCUGACCAACCCGUUGUCUCGCGUCCAAAGAAUGAGUUUGAAGAAGUUCCAUCGUCCGAAGAUGAAGAGCCGGGCAUUCCCGAGUCGAUUGCUCGUAAAGUUGAAACCGCCGCCAAACGUGCCGGUGAUCAGAAAGCCAGGCCGGCCGCACAACCUACGAUCUCAAGUGGCUCAAAGGCCACCAUCGAGAAAGAAGACGAUCCUCCAGAAGAGAAUCCUUGGCUGACCCAAACCACACGAAACAACCGUAAACGCAGCGCGGUAAAGACUGAUCAGUCCGUCAGUAUCUCAGUGAACGGCCAAGGUCAGGUCUCCACCGUUGACCAUAAAGCCGCUCCACCCAAGGACAGCUCACAUGACGAGGCAACAACUCAUCAACCUCAUCAGAAUGGCAAUCAGGAUGAUGAGCCUAGUGACAGUGAUGAUGACGCUCACGCCCCAAUCCUGCUGAAAAACCAUGAUCUUGUCAAGAAAGCGUUCGCUGGGGAUGAGGUCGUCGCAGACUUCGAGAAGGAGAAGCUUGAAACCAUUGAGGAAGAAGGGGACAAAGUCAUCGACAACACGUUGCCGGGAUGGGGUAGCUGGACCGGUGCAGGUAUCAGCAAGAAGCAGCAGAAGCGUCAGAAACGCUUCCUCACCACCGUGGAGGGAGUGAAGCCUGAGCAGCGCAGGGACGCAAAACUUGACCGCGUUAUCAUCAAUGAGAAGCGAAUCAAAAAGAACAUCAAGUAUCUCGCGACUCAGCUACCUCACCCAUACGAAUCAAAGCAGCAGUAUGAGAGGUCUCUUCGUCUCCCUAUAGGCCCCGAGUGGACCACCAAGGAAACCUUCCAGGACGCGACAAAGCCUCGUGUGAUGAUCAAGCAGGGUAUCAUCAAACCCCCGGAGAAGCCCUUGAUCUAA